Messenger RNA from Harmonia axyridis, 508 nucleotides. RefSeq names its product cuticle protein 19-like. The record is from RefSeq and is a predicted model, not a curated record. NCBI's taxonomy places the organism in Eukaryota, Metazoa, Arthropoda, Insecta, Coleoptera, Coccinellidae. The transcript has 2 exons. Bases 15 to 440 code for a protein of 141 amino acids. Gene Ontology annotation, cellular component: extracellular matrix.
UUCAUCGACCAAACAUGUUCAAAAUAAUCGCAAUUCUUUCUGCAGUUAUCGUAGCGAUACAUGCUCAUGAGGAACAUCAUGUAAUAUCUAAAUGGUUAUUGAAGAAUUCAAAUCUGAACUUGAAUAUGAUUUUUUUUCAGGCACCAGCUCAUUAUAAAUUUGACUACGGUGUACAUGAUCCUCAUACUCAUGAUGUAAAAUCUCAAUGGGAACAUAGAGAUGGAGACCACGUGAAAGGAGCUUACACCCUGAAAGAAGCUGAUGGUACCACCAGGUUGGUGGAAUACACUGCUGGACCUCAUUCUGGAUUUAACGCUGUUGUGAAGAGAAUAGGUCAUGCUCAUCAUCCAGCUCAUUAUGGUCACCAUGGUGCUGCCCAUCAUGGUGGACAUGGAGGAGACAGCUUUGUUGGAGUGACACACUGGGGAUUCAAGCAAUAAGAUACUAUGAACAAUCGCAUGAAUAUCUAAUAAUUGUUGAUUAGUUCGUAAUAAAUUUUUAUAUCGGA